Messenger RNA from Emericellopsis cladophorae, 2382 nucleotides. RefSeq names its product putative aminodeoxychorismate synthase-like protein. The coding region runs from base 1 to 2382 and encodes 793 amino acids. The transcript has a single exon. Lineage: Eukaryota; Fungi; Ascomycota; Sordariomycetes; Hypocreales; Bionectriaceae. The record is from RefSeq and is a predicted model, not a curated record. Gene Ontology annotation, biological process: L-tryptophan biosynthetic process.
AUGGCCAUCGCGGGACGUCUUGGCGGUCGUCGUCACCGGAUCCUCUUUGUCGAUGCCUUUGACUCUUUUACCAACAAUAUCGUCGGAUUGCUGGAGGAAUCCUGCGCGGACACGACGGUUGAGCUUGUGCAUAUUGACAAUGCCGGCUUCCAGAAGACUCUCGAGUCACGCAUCGACCAGUUCGAUGCUGUAGUCGUCGGCCCUGGGCCGGGCCAUCCUUCUAAUCCGGACGACGUUGGCUUCAUCAACCGACUGUGGCAGCUCGGCGAGGAGCGCAUGCUCCCCAUUCUGGGCAUCUGCCUCGGCUUCCAGUCAUUGUGCUUCGCCCAUGGCGCCACGGUGGAAAAGCUGGCGAGAGCCAGGCACGGAAUCGUCAACAGGGUCACGCACCAAGACGACGACAUCUUCUCCGGCAUCGGAGACCUCGAGGCUACGCAGUACCACUCGCUCCGAGCAAACCUGGGCUUCGCGGCUGGCGAUGACCACGUGUCGUGGACACCGUCCGAGACAUGUCCUGAUCUGCAGCCACUGGCAUGGGAUGUUGACGAUGAGCUGAACGGACCUAUUGUCAUGGGGGUGCGACACACGAGCAAACCCUUCUGGGGUGUGCAGUUCCAUCCGGAAUCGAUAUGCACGAACAAGGCUGGUAAGGCGCUCAUCCAGAGUUGGUGGGAUCUGGCGCGGGACUGGAGUCGAAGGAAUGGCAAGGAGGUAGCGCCCCGUUUGCAGGAGAAACAGACGAAUGGUACGGCUCACAAGGUGGGAGGACAAAGCAAUGGCGCCAGUAAUGGCGAAGCUUCACCAGGGCAACGAGGUCACGGGCCCCUUGCGGAGUACAUCAUGUCGAUCACAGACGGGAGAGUCUCUUUCGAGCAGUCCGUUUCGAAAACCAUCGAGCAGCUGCAUCUGCCUCACGUCCUGGAAGCAUUAGGGCUGGUGCAAGACCAAGUCCUGGUGCUGGACUCCCAAGGCCACCCCUCUGGACGAUAUAGCAUCAUUGGUCUUGUCACGCCUGACAAAACGGCCCAGGUCAGCUACCGCGUGACCGAUAAGACCCUGCGUUAUGCCACUGGCCCGACAAAGCAACAGUCUGUUCAAGUAGAGGGAAUCGAGGAAAUCUGGCCCGUACUGCAAGACGCUCUGGAUGUACUUCAACCUCCGACCCCGUCCGCAUUCGAGAAGAACAUUCCCUUCUGGGGCGGUUUCAUGGGUUUCGUGUCCUACGAGGCCGGCCUCGAGAGCAUCGACGUGGCUGCUCAUCCGAGCUGCAAGGAGAGCGCCCUCCCGGACGUCAGCUUUGCUUUCAUACACCGGAGUAUCGUCAUUGACCACCAUGCCUCGAAUGUCGUCAUCCAGUCCCUCCUGCCCGAUGAUGAGAAGUGGCUGGCCACGACGAGCCGGAUCAUCGACCAUCUGUCCUCGGCGAGCGGGCCGGACGAGGGUACACAUGGGCGAGACGCCAAGAGGCGCAGGACCUCUGAUGCGGUCAGUACCGGCGUCUCACCCGAGGACAGAUUCCUCGACCUUGCACUCGCGCGAGCCCAAGUGACGAGACCAGCAGAGCGAGAGUACAGGGAAAAGGUGCUUCGCUGUCAAGACUUUCUUGCCUCGGGAGACUCGUACGAACUGUGUCUCACGGACGAGACGACCAUUGCAUUGCCCGGGGAGAAGAUUGACGAGUGGGAUCUGUACAAGCGGCUACGUCGAAACAACCCAGCGCCCCACGGCGCUUUCCUGCGCCUCGGUGACAUGACCGUCAUUGGCAGCAGCCCCGAACGCUUCCUCCGCUGGACACGCGAGGGUCAGUGUCAGUUCCGACCGAUCAAGGGCACGGUGAAAAAGGGACCUGGCAUGACGCGCGAACGUGCGCACGAGAUCCUCGACAGCUCCAAGGAACGAGCGGAGAAUCUCAUGAUUGUCGAUCUCAUCCGGCACGAUCUCAGCGGCGUCAUUGGCGCGGACAAGACGUGGGUGUCCAAACUCAUGGUCGUUGAAGAGUACGAGACGGUGUACCAGCUCGUCUCCGUGAUCGAGGGAGAGCUCCCCGACAAGAGGGCUGGUCUCGAGGUGCUCAAGUCAUCCUUGCCCCCAGGGUCCAUGACGGGGGCGCCCAAGAAGCGGUCCUGCGAGAUCCUGAGGGACAUUGAGAAGAGACCGCGCGGACUGUACUCGGGUGUCAUUGGGUACAUGGACAUUGGCGGUGCCGGGGACUUUUCGGUUGUCAUCCGGACGGCGUUCAGGGGGUCCAAGGACAGCACAUGGCGUGUUGGCGCUGGCGGCGCCGUGACCAUCCAGUCGACUGACGAGGCCGAGUUUCACGAGAUGGAGACCAAGCAGUCCAGCGUACUGGCAUCGCUCUUUCAGCAGCAUAAGAAGCCGUGA